UUUGUUAUGCCUACUUCUACUGUACUAUUGUUUUCUGACGUCUAUAGAACAUCAUGUAAGUACGUUAAACUGCUACAGUAUGUUGUACAUCUAGUUAUGCUUUCCUCUAAAGUAGUGACCUAAAACGUUUUCUUGAAGAGCAUAUUUGAAUCCUGGAAACUUUCUUCCCGCAAAAGUAAAACGGGAGUAAAUAAAUCAUACUUCGAUGAUUUCUAACCACUUUUUUUAGUUAACAGUAUCCUUUCUACGAACAUUCCUAAGAUUUUCAAUGUUUUAUUGGGAAACAAUAAUGCCGCUUAGUAGCAAGCACGUACGAUGUUCUGGAAUACUAGCUCAUGCUCAUGACUCUGCCGUCCAGGAUAACAGCUGACCACAGUUUUGCACAGAAAGAACAGCAGAUUCGACCUUGCAGAUUCAACGAUAAUGCCGCACCGGCAGUUCAACAGGCUCAAUAACAUAGAAUGAAAUGAGGACAACACUGCAAGAUCCCGACGUGCUCCCCACCAUUCCUCGAAGUCAAUUCGCCUAGUUUUGCGCUCAUGAAGAAGCGUGCAGGUGCAGCUCCUGCAAGUUCACCUCAGGUGCCAUGUCUUCUUUCCAACAAGACGCGCCAUUCCAGGUCUCCCAUGCGUCCUUCAAGAGAGGAGCUCGUGUGGCAGACGACGAUGAGGAAGAGAAGAUUCCUGCGGACGAGCUCGGCGCGGCCAGGGCCGUCCCCUUCGGCCGGCGAUCCCGUGCCGGCUCGUCGGUCACCGACAUGUCAAGCAACGCGUCCAUCAACUACGGGAAGUCGACGCGUCAGGACAGGAUCGGCAGCGAGAGCUUCUGGUGCGGCGCUUUCUGCAUGCACCUGCCCGGCCUGUCCAGGCGGCGGCCGAUCAUGCAGCAGCAGCAGUCCAUGAGCCUGAGCGAGCCGGACGCCCGGGCGAGCACCGCCGGGCAAGCCGAGCCUACCCGGAGCGGCGUGGUGUCCAAGGCGGCCUCCAUGGAGAGGUUCGGCCACAGCUCGUCAUCCUCCGGCAUGGUGUUCGGCGGCCGCGUGGACGCGGAGGAGGACGACCUGGAAGUGUCGGCCUACUUCGACCUGCCGCUGGAGCUGCUCCGGAGCAGCAGCGUCGACAUGGAGUCGCCCGUCACGGCGGCGUUCGUCUUCGACAGCAGCCGGGGCCGAGGCAAGAGCAUGCUGCCGGACCUCGACUUUAGUUUCCCGGCGCCGCCUGCUUUCUCGAGUCCUACUCCGUCGUCGCCACGGGCCUGAUCGAGGAGAGAGUCUCAGGGCCAGACAACUUUAAAUUGAGCCGAAUUACUCUUGAGUUUCUGCAUUUCAGGCACAUUGAUCGUAUCCAUGUAUUUCGUGUUGGAUUCUUUGUUCUUCUGUAUGUCGCAAUUCAUCUUUGAUAUGUGGGGGAAUUGGAUUAUGUAACCCAAUGUUGGCUGUCAGUAGGCAAAAUUAGCUAAACGAUUUUGCUAAAACACAUCUAGACCUGAGAUAAGUAUUGCAUAUUUAAGUCCUA
Molecule: messenger RNA, 1514 nt
Organism: Hordeum vulgare subsp. vulgare (domesticated barley)
Lineage: Eukaryota; Viridiplantae; Streptophyta; Magnoliopsida; Poales; Poaceae
Exons: 1
Coding region: 587-1258 (223 amino acids)
Biological process (GO): photosystem I assembly; response to photooxidative stress
Cellular component (GO): chloroplast thylakoid membrane
Source: RefSeq, a predicted model, not a curated record